AUGGCUUUCGCAAUACAAGAACGUGACCAGGCACGAGGACAUGAGACGGCGUCGUAUGAAGUGAUCGAUGGAAAUUCUCAAGCAGAAGCGCUAGACCUUGAUGAUGAAGAUGUAAGAGUGCUUAUUGUUAUACACAGGCGACAAGCUGUGGACGAUGACGAAAAUGAUGAUGAGCCAAGGAUCGACCAUGACAUCUCCGUCGGCAACACUGAAGCAAAGGCGGCCACUGCUCCUGCUCGUGAGCCGCUGAUGUCGUUUGGGGAAGUUGUCGCCGUGCUCUCGAAUCCUUUUGUUGAAAACAAACGCUGCUUUGAGAGAAUUUGCGGAAUGCAUUCAAAAAACAAGGAAGUCGCACCAAUCGAUGAAAUGCUUGAGAAUGGUCUUCUGAACGCGCUCGACGACACGGUUCGAUUCAAAUUUGCCGAUUUGGUCGAUCAUCAACAUCGUUGCGAGAACAAAUUGAUGACUUUCAAAAGUUUCCCUUCUUUGCCGUCUCUUUUCAAAACAAAAACAAAUUCUGAAGAAAUCGAAGGUGUUCGAGGCACUUCAAUUGCUGAAAGUGAAUCACGAUCUGCACUCAUUCGUCCUGUUUUACCGGCCCAUCGCGUCGAGUAUCGGGGUGUCGAAGUAACGCUGUUCAACGCGAAGAUCGAGGAGAAAGACGGUCGGAUUGUGGCAUCACCCUAUCUUCUCGCUUUUUUUUCUCGAGCGACGAACUCGCUCGCUGUCGCUGCUUGGGUUUGGAAUGUACACACGGGGGAGUGUUUGCACACGCUGACGGGUCACACGAGGCCAGUUGAAUCACUUUUGUUUGAGCCAGAGCGCGAUCUUGUCGUGUCGGGUAGUGACGGAACGAUUCGCGUCUGGGAUGUGCAAAGAGGAACAUGCAUCGCACUUCUUGGCUGUCCUGAAGAUUUACCGUUUGCAGGUCGUCGCUUUGGGUUGCAGCUUCGCGGAAACAUUUUGGUCUCCCAUUACGACUCGGACAUUUGGGUUUGGGACAUUCGUGAGGGUGGCUCGUGCCUUCACCACUUACAUGGCGUAAAUGGUCAUACGUCGACCAUCACUUCAUUGCACAUCCUCGACUCCGGACUUUUGGUGACAGGUUCGAUGAAUGGCUCGGUCAUGCUGUGGGGUGUGGAGAAAGGUACCUUCGUUCGUGAUCUCGUUCGACCUCGUUCUAGUGACCCUGGCCGUUAUAAUUGGGAUCUCAAAGCCACUGAAACAUUGCUCAUUGCUUAUCGCAUCGUCGCCCAUUUGUCACCGUGCGAUUUGAUGACUUGUGCUGGCGUUUCGAGGACGUGGCAACGGAUUUGUGAAGAUGAUCAGACCUGGCGACAGAAAUGUUUCGACAACGGAUAUGUGGAAUUUGAUGUGCCAAGUUUUCGUUUUCUCGGAGGUUGGGCGGCGAAUCGAGCAAAUGAGCCAGCGGGAAUAACGAUCUGUUCACAUAUGGACCUUCAAGAAGCACAGCAGAAUCGACAGGCACGCGAGAUCGCAUAUGGACAAUGUUAUGAGCGUUCGCCAUGGAAGUCGCUGUACUUGCGAAAGAAGCGAAUCAUUUCGAAUUGGCGAUCCCGGGCGAUUCAAUCUAGCACUGUCCAAAUGAGACGAUUCGGUGAUUCGUAUCAAGUGAGCGAAGAUGGCAAAUACAUUGUCUGUGGCGAUUAUGAUGGAACGGUGGACGUUUUCUGUGGUCAAACCGGCGCACAGCUUCAUCUUUUGCGGGGACAUACGGAUUGGGUUCGAUGCAUGAGUCUACAUGGCACAACCCUUGUUUCCUGUUCGGGGGAUCGAACAAUCCGAGUCUGGGACAUUGUCGACGGAAACUGCCUUCACAUUUUGGUUGUCGAGGCUUUGUAUUGUUUGCAAUUUGAUGGAGAACGGGUCGUAUUUGAUGGCCAGGAUUUUACCGUAAAGGUUUGGAAUGUACACACGGAGGAGUGUUUGCACACGCUGACGGGUCACACGGGAGCGAUCAUUUCUCUUUUGUUUGAGUCACAGCGUGAUCUUGUCGUGUCGAGCAGUGGUGACGGAACAAUUCGGGUCUGGGAUGUGCAAAGAGGAGCAUGCAUCGCACAUCUUGUCUGGAUUCAAGAGUUAGAGUUCACAAGUUACUUUGGGAUGCAGCUUCGCGGAAACAUUUUGGCCUGGUAUUACGACUCGGACAUUUUUGUUUGGGACAUUCGUGAGGGUGACUCGUGCAUUCACCACUUACAUGGCGUAAAUGGUCAGACGUCGCUCAUCUCUUCAAUGCAAUGGCUCGACUCCGGACUUUUGGUGACAGGUUCGGAUGAUGUGGUGAAGCUGUGGGAUGCGGAGAAAGGUAUCUUUGUUCGUGAUCUCUUCGAAUCUGAUCUUCCGCCAUCGUUGAGUGGACGAAAAAGAACGGCUUCCGGUGUGGACUCAUCACAGGAUUCCUCUCGAUUCACCCAACCACCGAACAAGAAAGCGAAACAGAAUCGUCUCUCAUUGCCAGCUAAAACAACACCGUUCAAUCAAAUGCCACAGCAAAAGAAACCUCCAGGUCGGUCCUCGUCUCGAGCGAUCAACCAG
This is a messenger RNA of Mesorhabditis belari, 2556 nucleotides long. The record is from the annotation of a GenBank genome assembly. NCBI's taxonomy places the organism in Eukaryota, Metazoa, Nematoda, Chromadorea, Rhabditida, Rhabditidae.